Messenger RNA from Anopheles nili, 4902 nucleotides. RefSeq lists its product as uncharacterized. Bases 1 to 3993 code for a protein of 1330 amino acids. Gene Ontology annotation, biological process: regulation of cell cycle; negative regulation of cell population proliferation; negative regulation of TOR signaling. Gene Ontology annotation, cellular component: TSC1-TSC2 complex. The transcript is spliced from 5 exons. The record is from RefSeq and is a predicted model, not a curated record. Lineage: Eukaryota; Metazoa; Arthropoda; Insecta; Diptera; Culicidae.
AUGGAGGUUGCUAAGCUAUUUGACGACCUCGAGUCCAACUGCAUGGAUCGAGUCGACGAAGUGAAGCGCAAGUUCCAAGAGAUAUUUUCUUCCACAAAAGAAUCGUGGCUGGCGUGCAAUAUGAUGGAGUAUUUCGGGCACACGUCGUCGAUACGCAUUGUGGAAAUUCUUGUGAAAGUCCAGCAACCGCACGACAAGCACAUUUUCGAUCGCCUAUCCGAAUGGAUACGCAACGGGACGUCAAGAGCACUAGGACUUACCCUGUUCGGGCAUAUCAUCCAAAAGCGGCCGCUGUGGCUGUACAAAGUCGGCACGCACCAGCUCGUGAAGGACGUGCUAAAGCUAUCGAAGGUGGAAAAGGAUAUCACUUCAUUGAUCAAUGCGGUGCUCUGCAUCAUUGAUUUAUUGCCGGUAAUACCGCUGGCGAUGGGCAGCUUUGUGCAGGAUUUAUUCGAAGUCUUCAACUAUUUAGCCACGUGGAAUCAAAACGAGGCCCACCUUCCCGAGUAUCAGCUAAUCCACCUGCAGUUUGGCCUGUACGAACUGUUCACCCGGCUAUACGGCAUGUAUCCGUGUAAUUUCGUUGGCUUCCUCAAGCAGGAGUACGCAUCCGGUGGACGACAGGCCGUGUUUCAGCACACGAUUAAGCCCUUGCUCGACACGGUGAAAAUUCACCCGCGGCUCGUCCUCUCCGAUCGGGAUAGCGAGAUAAGUCAGCAGCGGUGGAAAAACAUGGAACCACACGAUGUUGUGAACGAAUGCGCCCGGAUGUCACUCGACAAUCCGGAUCCUCAACCGCUGGAGAGUUCGCACGGUCAGCUGUCGGUGACGAGCGGGUCCGGGGCUAACGAAUGUCCUUGCUACAUGACACCCAUAAAACCGUAUGAAUACUCGGCGGACGGUGGUGCCGAUGCCUUCGUUUUUCCGUGGAAAGCAAAUGUGAACUUUUUCAACACACUGUCGCUGGACCAGCAGCUUUCAACGAUUGCGGCGCAGAAUUCGUUUUGGUCACCAAACAGCACACUCAUGCAACCGACACCGCCUCCGACGGCGGGUACGGUACCGCACACGCCUAUCCCCACGCCCAACUGCACGAUUCCGACCGUACCGACCCAACAACCACCGGCAGCCGACGGAGCGUCCCCUCCGGAAGCGGCAGUCGAAGCGACACCCGAAACGACCCCAUUGAAGGAUAGCAAACCCGUGGCAGCGGUUCGCCCGGCGUAUCCUACUUCGGUCAAGCCACAGACGGCCCGUGCCAUCUGGACGCCCUCACAGCCGGCGUCGCCGAUCAAGAAGGAUGCGGCACAAUCGCACUUCAACUACGACUACUCACAACCGGUCGUCACUUCCAAAAAGCUGCUCCGUGUGGUCAAUGAUCGCAAUCAGUCCCUGAAGCAGCUGUCUGACACGGGGACGACCACAACAACGACGACGAUGACAACGGUGGCGUCCGCAACGUCGACCACGAGCAACAGUGUGCCAUCAAGCCCGCUGCCAAUCGAUCUGCAACCAUUACAACUGCCGAUGUCGACGAUGCCGCUGCCAUCGAGUCGAAACGAAUCGCCUAUGGUGCAAAUUCAGCCCGUACCGCUGCGACCCGGUGAUCUAAGCCAAGAGGACCAGGAGGUAAAUGACAUCAACAGUCCCCACAUGCACCACUCGCAGUCGCUGCCGGUCGGUACGGCCGUCCCUAUUCGUGAUCUAUGUGCGGACGAGGAUCAAGACCAGGGGGAAGGGUCUCCCUGUUCGGCGGGUGGGCUGCACUUCAAGAACUCGCAGUCGGUGAUAAACUACACGCGGCGACGCCUGCACAGCCACUGUCUGGUGGAUUCGAGCGAUCCCUAUUACAGCAUGGGUACGUCUCCGGCCGACACGAGUGGGAAUUUCAUCCGCAACGGGUCCACUAUGGCCACGCAGCUCGUCACGAUCGGACGGGGAGGUUUGGCCGCGAACCAGCAGCUACAAAUCCCCGAACCAUUGUCGGCGCACCGUCAGCAGCCGGUUGAGCACGGGCUACAGGAGCAACACCUGUACUAUCACCAUCAGUGUCACCAUCAUAUUCAUCUGCACCAUCAACACCAUCAUCACCAUCUCGGACAGGGUGGGUUGUUGUUCGGUGGACUGCACCGGCGUCACUCAUUGCCAGAUCUGAAGCACUAUGCGAUGAAGGCGAACCCGAAGCUACCGCUCGACUCGGUGUCCAUCGUGAAGCAGCGUCCGCUCGGAGUUCAGGGGUUGAUCGAUGCGACCAACGGUGGUGGGAACAGUGUUUCAUCUCCGGAGGGUGCGGGAAGCAAUGCGGAUAGCAGUCCGUCGGAGGAAGAAGCCCUUUCGGCAGCGACACACUUCCACCGGAAGCAGGAACAACGUUCGACCGAUCAGCUUACGCGCAAUCUGGAGCUAUUCCGGCAGCUACGCAACAACCUGACAACCGUGAUCACACCGAGCAGCCAUGUCCAGUACCAACGUGCGCACCACGGGGCCCAACAGCAGCAGCAGCAGCACCCCCAGGGAUCGUUUGCUUCCGCUCGAUCGCGCACCGACCAUCAAGCAGAGCUAGCGGGAACGGCGGUGGCCGUUCCGUCGACUACGACAAUCGCAACGGCAACGCAAACGAUCAUCAGUUGGCCGCAACCGUACGAACAGAUAUUCUAUGGCAUACUGCAGGAGGAGCUGCGUUUUAAGAACAGCAUUUCGCGCAUGCAACACGAUCAGCAGCUACAGCGUGCGGCCGCUGCCGGGGGUCGCAUGGAUCCGUAUGCGAUGCUCGACCAGUACAUUGAAACAUGCGCCAAAACGCGAUCCGCACUGGCCGAAGCCGGCGGUAACCGAGCCGCAUUGCCUGAGUCGUACUACCAGGACCACAUCCGGCUGUUGCAUCUGCAGCUGCAGUAUGAGCGGCACCGGCGGGAGAUACACGCCGAGCGGAACCGCAGGUUGCUGGGGAAAAGUCGCAAGAUUCGUGCGCUCGAGCAGAACAACGAGGCGCUGAAGGAUCAGGUCGCGCGGUUGACGCGUGAAAUUGCCUCACUGAACGCGGAACUCAGCACGGUGCGUCGUAGCACGAAUGUCGAGCUAGCCGAAGCGUCCCGGGAGUGUGUUCGCUGGAAGGAGUCGCUUUACGUAGAGCAGGAAAAGUGCAAGGAGCUGCAGCUGAAGGUGGAAGCCUUGCAGGUGGCAAUCAACGAUGAAACGAACCAACGGAACGAGAUGCACACACAGCUUGAGCAAGCGCAGGGCGAUCUGUUCGAUACGCGCAACGAGCUGCGGCACGCGCUCGGAAAGGCGGACCUUGGCAAGCAGUACCGUGAGGAGCUGACACGGCUGCAGUCGGAGUUGCUUAUGAUGGGUGAGGUGCAGUUGCGCUUGAAGGAGAAGCUGACCGAGCUGGAGCGUUUGCGGGCACGUGAAGCGGAAAUUGCUAUGACGAAGGCGAACUACCACGAUGAGUGGAAAGAGCUUAAAUUUUCACUACAGCAGAAGUCGGCCCAACUCGACACGGCCAAGGAGCGACAGGCGGAACUGGAGCAGCAGCUGAUUAAGCGCGAGGAAACGAUCACACUGCAGAAGCGCUUGCUGAAAACAUCUAAAGAAGAGUACCAGGAGAAAUUCAAGGCCCUGGAAAAUAAAUACGAUGCACAAAAGGCAAUCAUCAUUCGGAUGGAAGACACCAUCGAGGAGCUGCGUGUGAACAGCUGCGUGGCCAAGUCGCCGGAUUCCGAUCGCACCGAUGCCGUCGGUUCACUUGAUCACACGUCACCGCUGUCGAUAUCGCUGGCGUCCAGCGAGGGUCUCUCGGAGAUUCGCAAUCUGUCCGCACUUGUCGCGCAAAAUUCAGCUGGCCUGGGGGCGCAACUGGCCGGGGGCAGUAACGUGCUACCCGGUAUGGGCAGUAAUAUGGUCAACGCUGAACUGGACUCGAACUUACCGACUCCGACCACGAGCAUGCAGUUCCAGCAGGGCCCGGGAGGACCAUUGCCCGAUCCAUAACGGGGCGUGAUUAGUUUUGAUCGUUCGCUGUUUCGAGCCAGGGCUGAGAAGCAAAACGCGACCGAUCCUAUCAUCGUUUGUUACUGCCUUUAGCUUUUGUUUGUUAUCGUUCUCUAGACAGAACCCAUUCGCAAUUAAUUUCUCCGCCAUCUAUGCCUGCUUGGGAGAGGCUGGCAUGAGUGAUAGAAAUUAUUAUUAUUUCGUUCCCUUUUUUUUCUUCUUCUCGAAUCAUUGUUUUGCUGUAGCGUUAUGUUUUGGAUAUUUUUCGUUCGUUUUGGCGAAAGCAAAGAUUCGAAUUCUAGGGAAAGUUGUUUCCGGUACUCUCUCUUUUCCCGCUGCUGUCUGGUGCAACAAACGGGUCAAGGAGUGAUGGUGCGUUUUUGGUCUUAGUUAGCUUAGGAAUUGGAUUGGGACCACCUAACAACAAGUUGCGCGCGGGAUCGGGCACCGAUUCAUAAUACUAAUUUGCUGAAACGAACGAAGCAAACAAAAAUCACAACCAUCAUAUAUCUGUUUUCCUACGCCAAAGUGAAACCGAACACACAAUUAAAUGGAGGAAAAAAUGUUAUGCGAAAGCAAAUUUAACUAUAAAUAUGUAUAUUUCGAUAAGGCACACACACGAAACACCACACAUCUUUGGCGUGUACAUGGCAUCCGUGGCAUCUUUGACCGAUGUGCACGCGUGCUUUGAGUCAUGAAGCUCUUACUUGAGACUGGACUGUAAUUUGAAUUCUCGAACGCUAUGAAAUCCCGUUGUUAGUUACGUAACCGAGUGUGAGAAUUGUUGUAGGACAUGCGAGGUAUUGAAGGACAUCAACACCUCUACACGUGAAUUGAAACUGUUAGGAGAAAAUGGAAUUUUUGGCCCGACGUGUAAAAGGUGCGCAACGGUAGCGCGAUGAUAAUAAA